AUGGCAUACCUAGCGUAUUCUGGGCAAGAAACACCCAUUCUUGUGGAUACUAUUGACUUGGAAGACCUUCCUCCACAAAGUAGCCAUUCUGAUGACGAAGGUAAACGGCGCCCCCAACAACAAAUCCACCAAAGACUCGGGAUAUGGAUUGCAGAAAACCUUAGAAUAAAGUUACGGCACAAUAGGAGUAUAAGUCCCGACCUGGUUUCCGACACCCUUUCCGGCCACGAGUCCCUGGAGAAAACCUAUCGCAAAAUCGCCCGACGGCACAACCGCCACACGGCGAGACGCGUCUUCAUGUACCAAGCGACUCAUGCAGCAGAACUAAUGUGUGCAAAACAAGAUACCUGGUCUCAGUGUUUCGAGCGGAUUCUUACUUUGGAAGAAACGAACGAGGCAGAUGCGUUCGAAAUCUGCGUUAUUUCGACUGAUACCACCACUCUCGACGGUGCUUUCUCUUUCAUCGACAAACUAUUCAUGGUGAGCUAUGAGCGCCGCCAACAGGCUUAUUCUUCCUUGAGCGAGAUAGCCGCACGGAUGUUACAGACUCAGUGGGCGCUGAGCGAUGAGGUAAUGGGCGAGGUCAUGCAAAGCUUGUAUGUAAAGCCGCUGUCUCUCGCGCCGUGGGAACCCAAGUGGCCAUCUCAUGAAGUUGAUACACCCAUGGAUGCCAUUCCUUCUAAGCCGUUGAAAUUCGAGUUUAGGUGGAUCCAGGCUCCGCACUACGCGAACGAUCUUUCAGUCUAUGUUUUCCGGCCCUACGGGAAUCAUCCACAAAUUGAAAGAUUAGAUUUCAUCUUUCCAUCGGAUGCAUAUGAACAAAAUCGACGAGCGAUUACCAUUGUGAACUCUUUUGAUACCUUAACCAGGUUACGGAGCGGUAAUUUCUACGCACGGCCUUUAGACCACACGCAUUGUCCCCUUUCUUAUACCUUAAGCCUCUUUGAGGCUGCUAGUUCGGAGGUUUUGGCCCAAUUAACUGCUUCCACGGCACAGGCGUGGGAAGAGAUAAAUUAUAUGGUCUAUGAAGGAAGGCUUCGACCCUCCGGGAGUAAAUUGCAAUAUCUCAGGCAUCUGGAGGAUUGCUGCUGUGUGAUGAAAGACUGCUGCAGGGCCAACAAGCACACUCUGCAGCGAUUAGUGGACCAAAUCGAUUCCAUCCAAGGACCCCGAACGCGUGAGGAGGCGAGCCAGCUCACCCAUCUAAGGCGGGUGAUGGACGAUAUCGAGUACUUGCACAAUGAAGUCGAGUCUUCUCUACAAAGGAUUCUAGUCCUACGUCGCGAACUACGCGAGAGUCUUGACCUGCUCCAGACCCAUCGCACUGGGGUCCUGGGGAUUCUCGCUGCCCUAUACUUGCCCCUCUCCUUUGUGACGCCUCAAUCAAUCGUGGUCUCUAGCGAACUUUUUCGAGAUUUCAAUACCGCUGAUGGUUGGAACGAUACUUCUGCCGCUUAUUAUCGGAAGCAUUAUUCGAGUACUUUUGAAGGGAAUUGCCCAGGGAGAACCUGGUGGCGUGUUCCCUUUGCUGCUCUCAUUAUCGGUUAUUUCAUCGCGCUUCCUUUACUUAUGGGUAUUGGACCACUCAUACUACCCACACUCUUAGUGCCUUUCUGGAUGUUUGUAUCCCUCCAACUUUUCACAAUCUUCCGGAGCGAUAGAAAGAACUGGCUAUCGAUCACAUACUGGGUCGUGAACGCACCGCUGCCAGCGGUGUUCAGCAUUUUGGUUCCCGCCGCUUUUGCUGACACCAUCGGUCUUUCUAAUCCCGCCCGGGUUUAUGCUCUACCCUGUGUCUUAUGUGGCCUGCACGGGAUCUCAUUGUUCGUUGUCUGGUGGUGGAAGCCAGAGUUCUACUAUACUUGGGAUCAAGGGCGACGCCCAAAGCCCAAAGAAGACUAG
Messenger RNA from Penicillium chermesinum, 1902 nucleotides. RefSeq lists its product as uncharacterized. Lineage: Eukaryota; Fungi; Ascomycota; Eurotiomycetes; Eurotiales; Aspergillaceae. Bases 1 to 1902 code for a protein of 633 amino acids. The transcript has 6 exons. The record is from RefSeq and is a predicted model, not a curated record.